Messenger RNA from Pneumocystis jirovecii RU7, 1797 nucleotides. RefSeq names its product replication factor A subunit protein RFA1. Gene Ontology annotation, biological process: DNA repair; DNA recombination; DNA replication. The record is from RefSeq and is a predicted model, not a curated record. Gene Ontology annotation, cellular component: nucleus. Gene Ontology annotation, molecular function: DNA binding. Lineage: Eukaryota; Fungi; Ascomycota; Pneumocystomycetes; Pneumocystales; Pneumocystaceae. Bases 1 to 1797 code for a protein of 598 amino acids. The transcript has 11 exons.
AUGACAGAGCCCAUUUCUGUAGGAUCUUUAAAGCCUAUUUUAAAUAUGCAACCAGGAGCUCUUCAAAAGCCUAUUUUUCAGGUUCUUCAAGUAAGAAAGCUUACUUCAGUCAAUAAUGGAGUUGAAAGAUAUCGUGUUGUGUUAUCAGAUUCUAUUCAUUAUGCACAAUCAAUGCUAGCAUCUCAAAAAAAUGAACUUGUGAUAUCAGGAAAGCUUCAUAAAGGAGCAAUUGUUGAAUUAACACAAUUUUCUGUAAAUAUGAUGAAAGAACGAAGGAUUAUUAUUAUUAUAAAUCUUAAUGUUUUAGAACAAUAUGGAACUCUUCCAAAAAUUGGGACUCCUACUAGCCUUGAAGCGCCUCCAACAAAUGUUGAUAAGGAAGAAAACCGUAAUCUAGAAGUUCCUUCGAUUAACCAAGCUACAUUUUAUGGGAAUAAACCGCAUAUGCCCAUAUUACAGAAUCAAAAAGAAGAAAUAAAUAACCGCAUAUCAUCUGUUUCAUCUGCAACAAUAUAUCCUAUUGAAAGUUUAUCGCCUUAUCAAAAUAGAUGGACUAUUAAAGCACGUGUAACUAGUAAAACUGAAAUAAAACAUUGGCAUAAUCAAAAAGGAGAAGGGAAACUUUUUUCGUGUGUAUUUAUGGAUGAAAGUGGUGAAAUCCGAGCAACUGCUUUCAAUGAUCAAGUAGAUAUGUUGUAUGACGUAUUACAAGAAGGACAAGUUUAUUUUAUAUCAAAAUGCCGAGUAAAUAUUGCUAAAAAGCAAUUUUCAAAUGUUCAAAACGAAUAUGAACUUACUUUUGAAAGAGAUACUGAAGUUGAAAAAUGUCCUGAUCAAUCUACUGUUCCUCAGGCAAAAUUUAAUUUUGUAUUUUUAAAAGAUCUUGAUAAUGUAGAAAAGGAUUCAAUUAUUGAUGUUAUUGGGAUUUUAAAGGAGGUUCAUGAAAGUGUUGAAAUUACUUCAAGAACUACUCAAAAAUUUGUUUAUUCAAAAAGGGAUAUAUUCAUAGUUGAUAGCUCGAAUUAUUCUGUCCGCUUAACACUUUGGGGGAAACAUGCUUUAGAUUUUAACAUACCUCAAGAAACAGUUGUUGCUUUUAAAGGAUUAAAAGUUAGUGAAUUUAAUGGACGAUCGUUAUCACUAUUAAAUAGUGGUAUGGUAAUUGCUAACCCGCAGAUUGAAGAAGCUUAUUCUUUAAAAAAAUGGUAUGAUAAGCAAGGAAAAGAAGAAUCAUUUGCGACUCACCAAUCAAUUGUAACUGCAAUUCGUAAAGAGGAAAGAAAAACUAUUGCUCAAAUUAAAGAUGAACAACUUGGGAUGGCAGAACAACCUGAUUAUUUUUCUAUAAAAGCUACUAUAGUUUUUUUUAAACAAGAAAAUGCAUUUUAUCCUGCUUGUCCUACUGCUGGAUGUAACAAAAAAGUUAUUGAAGAUAAUGAAGGGGGAUGGAGAUGUGAAAAAUGUGAUAAAAGUUUUCCUGCGCCUCAAUAUCGUUAUAUUUUGACCAUUUCUGUUAAUGAUCAUACUGGUCAGAUUUGGCUUAGUUGUUUUGAUGAUGUUGGUCGUUUAAUUAUAGGAAAAUCUGCAGAUGAUAUUGUUCAAAUGAGGGAAGAAAAUGAACAGGCUGCAUUAAACAUAUUUCAUGAGGCAAAUUGUAAAAGUUAUGUGUUUAGAGUUCGUGCUAAACAAGAUUCAUAUAAUGGUGCUGUCCGUGUAAGAUAUCAAGUGAUGAGUGCAUCAUUUAUUAAUUGGGCACAUGAAUGUAAAUUGCUUACAGAAAUUAUAAAUUCAUAUUAA